This is a messenger RNA of Marchantia polymorpha subsp. ruderalis, 836 nucleotides long. Lineage: Eukaryota; Viridiplantae; Streptophyta; Marchantiopsida; Marchantiales; Marchantiaceae. The record is from the annotation of a GenBank genome assembly.
GUCGAGCGGAGGUUCUUUACUGACUCUUGCCUUUCGUGGCCGCGGUCGAGUUGUUCUAUUAGACGCUGGAGUUGCGCUGGACGGGAAAGCGAAUGAAACCUUGACAUGGACUAGGUACUUUAAGCGGGUGCUGUGCUUCCGGACGCGCCAAGAUUCCCUUUCCCGACCAGGAGGAUUCUCGGCGCAGACCUACGCAUACAAGAAUUCGAUGGGCCGAAUUAUGGGACACCUGUGGCCGCAUUUACUCACGAGUUCGAGAUCUUUCUAUUCUUCGAGGGAUCAUGGCUCCGUCUCUACUGGUCGCAAGCAACGUCAACUGAAUUUCUCAAGAAAACUCAUUUGGACUCAAGAGCUUUUACUACGCCUCGUUCAUAUAAGGAGCUUGCAGAUGCUACCCAAUACUUGAAUAAAUAUCCAUCGCCGUCAGAAAGCAACAAAGUCCAGUGAGAAAUUGCACACGAAUUCACUUUAGUUUUUGCUUACGAGAGAGGUCCGUCAUUUGCAUGGUGUUCACAUACAUUCUUUCGUCCAUAAGCGGAUGUCGAGGCCCAUGUUUUGAUUGGACAAGUUCGCAGGUAAAGAUUUCUGCUUCUGUAAAGGUGAUCUCUUCACAUGGAGUAUCUGCGCAGAAUUGCAUCGAACUGUGGCCACACCGUUCGUCAGACCGUAGGUUACAUUACCGGAGUCCAGAUCAACAUUAUUUUCAAGUGUUGAUGAGCGAGAUGUCGCUGCUCAGAAGAGACUUGUAGUUCAUCUUGGGGGUCAGCAAGAACGCGAGAAGCCAUGAUCGACUCUGUAUAAAUGAAUCAAGGUAUAAAUGGAUCUGUCAAUCGAUG